AUGCCUACUGGAGGAGGCAAGUCUCUAUGCUAUCAACUACCCUCUGUUGUCACUUCAGGCUCCACAAGAGGAGUAACAAUCGUGAUAUCCCCCUUGCUCAGUCUGAUGCAGGAUCAAGUCUCGCAUCUGAACAAAUUGAAUAUCAAGGCUUACUUGUUAAACGGGGAGACUCCGAAGGAGCAACGGCAAUGGAUUCUCAGUACGCUAUCAGGCUUCUCGGCGGAGGAAGAUAUCGAAUUGUUAUACAUCACCCCGGAAAUGGUCAACAAAAGCCAGGCGAUUACGAAAAGCUUGGAUAAGCUCAAUCGCAGUCGGAAGCUUGCUCGCAUAGUGAUCGAUGAGGCGCAUUGUGUCAGUCAGUGGGGACAUGAUUUUCGCCCUGAUUAUAAAGAACUGGGAGAACUCAGGAAUCAGUUACCCGGAGUACCAAUGAUGGCGCUAACUGCGACAGCCACCGAGAACGUCAAAGUGGAUGUUAUCCACAACUUAAAGAUGGAAGGUUGUGAAGUGUUCUCUCAGAGUUUCAACAGGCCAAACUUGACGUACGAAGUACGGAUCAAAAAGAAGGGAACGGAGGUCCUGGCCAGCAUAGCCGAUACUAUAAAGACCUCCUACGCAAACAAAUCCGGCAUAGUCUAUUGCUUGUCGCGCAAGACAUGCGAAAAGGUCGCGAGCGGUCUCCGGGAUGACUAUCGCAUUAAAGCAGAACACUACCACGCCGGCAUGGAUUCAGGAGAACGUGCGAAAAUUCAACAGGCUUGGCAAGCUGGAAGGACUCACGUUAUAGUGGCGACGAUCGCGUUCGGAAUGGGCAUCGACAAACCUGAUGUGCGUUUUGUGAUCCAUCACAGCAUCCCCAAGAGUCUGGAGGGAUAUUAUCAGGAGACAGGACGGGCUGGCCGAGAUGGCAAGCGGUCUGGCUGCUACCUCUAUUACUGCUACAAGGACUCGAGUACUAUAUCUAGCAUGAUCGACAAGGGCGAGGGCAGCAAGCAACAGAAGAAUCGGCAGCGGCAGAUGCUCCACAACGUCGUACAAUACUGUGAAAACAGAAGCGACUGUAGGCGAGUACAAAUUCUUGCCUACUUCAACGAAUAUUUCCGCCGGCAAGACUGCAAUGCCUCAUGUGAUAAUUGCAAGUCCGACUCUGUCUUCGAGCUCCAUGACUUUUCACAGUACGCUGCCUCUGCAAUCAAGGUUGUUCGGCACUUCCAAAGCAUCGAAGACAAGGUUACCUUGUCGUACUGUGUGAACAUCUUCCGGGGAAGUGUGAAGAGAUUCAGGUCUCCACAACACCGGCAGGCCCCUGGCUAUGGCGACGGUUCGGACCUAGAGCUGGGUGAAGCAGAACGGUUGUUCCAUAGACUUUUGGGCGAGGGAGCUCUUGUUGAAGAGAAUGUUGUCAACGGUAGUAAAUUUGCCAUUCAAUAUAUCAAGGUGGGACGGCGUGCCGCUGACUUCGAGAGUGGGCGGUGCAAACUGAAGCUUGACGUGCGAGUCUCGCCGAAUGGAAAGGCCAAGAAGUCCAAUUCGGGAUCACGAGCUGAUGGCGGCAACAAAGAGUAUCAACCGCAAUCUACAAACGUCUCGUCCCCUGUACAAGCGGCAAACCAACGCCGCCUAUCUCGGUUCCGUUACCAAGGUGGUGCAGGCGACACCACGGAUGAUGACGCAGACAGUGAUGGGUUCGAAAGAAUCCGAAUCGCCGGCAAGCCAGCACAAGAGAAGAGGCGUACUCCUGGACCGCCAAUCACCCAAGAUCGCCGAUUUGAGCAGUUGGACCCUCUACACAAAGCGGUUGCGGAGGAUUUCAUGGUCUAUGCCAAGAACUAUUGCCAGGAUCUGGUCAUGCAGAAAGGCCUCCGCAACCAACCGUUUACUGACAGCGUCCUGCGCGAGAUGGUCAUCGUUUUCCCCAAAGAUAUGGCGGAACUUGCCACAAUUCCUGGUAUCGAUCGGGAUAAGGUGAACCGAUACGGAGGCCAGAUCCUGAAGCUCGUGCGCGACACGCAGCGCCGUUAUGCAGAGUUGAAGAAAGAGCAAGAUGACGCUGAUGGGGUGGUUCCGGAUCCCAACCACCACAACGUUAUUAACCUUACCAGCACCGAGGACGAGUUCAGCGAUGGCGGAAUCUUUACUGAUCAUCCUUCUACCUUCAAUGUGGACGAGACUUUGUCUAGUCGCUAUUUCUCUACCCAGCACACCGCUGACCUCGACUCUGACGAGGAGGAUGAGGGCCCUGGAAAGUCUAGUAGACCCCGGGCUCGGAAGCGUCAAACAACCAAACGCCCUCGCCGUCAAAAUGCCGCCCCUAGGUCCAGGGCAAAAUCGACGGGAGCCCGCAGAAAAUCCGGUGAUCGUGCUGACAACCGCUCUUCUGCCCCUCGGAAAGCGACCAAAGCGAAACCCUCAACUAGUCGAAUAGGGAUGAUGCCCAUCUAA
This is a messenger RNA of Aspergillus tubingensis, 2442 nucleotides long. Its product is annotated as RecQ family helicase MusN. The record is from RefSeq and is a predicted model, not a curated record. Gene Ontology annotation, biological process: double-strand break repair via homologous recombination; DNA replication. Bases 1 to 2442 code for a protein of 813 amino acids. Lineage: Eukaryota; Fungi; Ascomycota; Eurotiomycetes; Eurotiales; Aspergillaceae. Gene Ontology annotation, molecular function: four-way junction helicase activity; nucleic acid binding; 3'-5' DNA helicase activity. The transcript is spliced from 3 exons. Gene Ontology annotation, cellular component: chromosome; RecQ family helicase-topoisomerase III complex; cytoplasm.